AAUGCGGUGAUGGCAACAGAUAAGUAAAAAGUGAGCUCCACGGACGCACGGCAACACACCAACUGAAGUGGAAAGCGGCUCCUGUUCUGCUCCUUAUCCCAUUUCGGACGCUGCUCUCAAGGCACUGUGACUUCAGACUGCUGCAGGACUAAAUCAGGAGGAAGAAGUCAGAGUUAAGAAAGCAGCCUCGCCUUUGACUUGUGCGUAAAGGUUUACUACACUCUACCUACGCCUACUCUUUUGGCUCUUUAUGCCAGCGAUUCAGUGUCCUUUUUGUAUUCUUUAUACGUGGAAAAGGGAAACAGCAUUUUUUGUUUACCACCUCGAAGACUAAAUUUGUCUAAUGACGGCAGAGAUCCAACAGCCCCCAGCGCAGCCUCCUGCCCAGAGCAGCCCAAUGUCUGCUCCGGAGAAGCCGCACGGACAGACAGCGGUGAUGGAAACCGCCUCUUCUACUACAAAAACCAAGAAGACAAACGCAGGGAUCCGCAGACCAGAGAAACCCCCGUAUUCAUACAUCGCUUUGAUAGUCAUGGCUAUUCAGAGCUCUCCAACCAAGCGCCUGACGCUCAGUGAAAUCUACCAGUUCCUCCAGAGCCGCUUCCCGUUUUUCCGGGGCUCAUAUCAGGGAUGGAAGAACUCCGUGCGCCAUAACUUGUCCCUGAACGAGUGCUUUAUCAAGCUUCCCAAAGGCCUCGGCCGGCCAGGGAAGGGUCACUACUGGACUAUCGACCCAGCUAGUGAGUUUAUGUUCGAGGAAGGCUCCUUUAGAAGGAGACCCAGAGGUUUCAGGCGCAAGUGCCAAGCACUGAAGCCAAUGUACAGCAUGAUGAACGGCCUGGGAUUCAACCACAUCCCCGAGUCCUACAACUUCCAGGGAAGCGGCGGGGGUCUGUCCUGUCCGCCUAACAGCCUGUCCUUGGACAGCGGGAUCGGGAUGAUGAAUGGACACUUGGCAGGUAACAUGGAGGGGAUGGGUCUGUCCGGACACACCAUGUCUCACUUGUCGACCAACGGCGGACAUUCCUACAUGGGAAGUUGUACAGGAUCCACAGGGAGUGAUUAUCCCCACCACGAUAAUUCCGCUUCCCCUCUGCUCACCAGCGGUGGGGUCAUGGAGCCUCACCCCGUCUACUCGAGCUCAGCCUCGGCGUGGGCUCCGGCGCCAUCGGCCUCUCUGAAUAACGGGGCCUCCUACAUCAAGCAGCAGCCUCUGUCUCCUUGUAACCCUGGGACCAACCCGCUGCAGCCGAGCCUACCCACACACUCACUGGAGCAACCAUACCUGCACCAGAACGGACACAGCACCACAGAUUUACAAGGUAAGAUCCCUGACACGUGUAAGGGGGUGCGUAAAGGCGAAACGAAGAUUAAUAAAAAAGCAGGAGAGAAAAGGAAAUUAAAGUAGAGAAUAUGAUGUAGGAAAAUGUGAAAAUGAAAUUAACCUAACCGUUCCAUUUUGGAAAUAUGUCCUGAGCCGGACCAAGCCUGAUUUAGCACGCAUUUAUGACUUCGUGGCAAAGGUGGGCCUAAUGGAAUAAUUAGCAGUGCGCGCUUCAUGUGGCUCUAUUUAUUUUUCUUGUCUCUAAAGAAACGCUUAUCUCAUUUACUCAAUGCGCAAUAAUUCAAAUUAAGUACACCAGGGGAAAAUGACGCAACUAAAAGAAAAUGCGUAAAGCUCCCACGAAAAUUAAACUUAGUCACUGUUCUGCUCCCAAUUAAAUAGAACACGAUGCACCAAAAUAAAACGCAGAGAAGGUUCAAGCUUGCUCAAUUUUAAGUGGAAAAAAAAAAGAUCCACUGAAGUCUGGCGGGUCAGUUUAGAGUUGUGCCAAUCUCCGGACAAGAAAAACAAGCGCGGUUAGGAGCAGCCUGCCUCGCCCCGAGGCCCCAAGUCCUCCGGGACUGGCGUGCAAGAGGGCCACUGUCAAUUAGCCCAGCGAGCCCGCCUCCCCACUUUGACUAUCUUAAUGGUGCCUGCUAAAUGGACUCUUAGUCUAGGUGGAAUAAACACAUGUGUAGUCUAAAUCCCUGACAAGUUCAAAGUAGAGUUUGUCUUUAAAAAUGAUAAUUAGUUUGAUUUGAGGUGCUCGUUUUAGGGCCUAUUUUCUCAUUGUAUACGGUAGAUGAGGUAUGAGGAAAAUUGAGCAUGGUUAAGACAUUGUUGUCUUCAACACUACUAUUAUUAUCAUCAUUAUGCCUAUUAUUAUAAAUACACACACGCUUUAAUAGUCAACUCAAGACCAAGACAGUACACAAGUGUUAAUAUAGAUAUCUUUUUUUUAGGUGAUAUUUAAAAAUGUUCGUAAUAUUUCCAAAAUUUGAGCUUUUAUCAACACCAAAGCUCUCCAGAAACGCAUCUUUCUUCUUCAAUCUAUCUUUGGUUCAAAAUAUUUUCAGAGAUUUACCUUCAAAUCUUCGUCAAUCUUCUUUAAUUUCUUUGAAUUUUUGCAUUUUCUUUACCAGGUAUUCCUCGGUACCAUUCCCAGUCCCCCAGCAUGUGUGACCGGAAGGAGUUCGUCUUCUCCUUCAACGCCAUGACGUCCUCAGCGAUGCACACACCGAGCAGCAGCUCCUACUACCACCACCAACAGGUCUCCUACCAGGAUAUCAAGCCCUGCGUCAUGUGAGGCGUUCGCGGACACUCUACAGACCAGAGGACGCUGUCACGGACUCGAGCCAGCGAGCAGAGAGACAAGAAAAAGAAACAAACUUCAAGUAACAAACCACUGAGGGAAGAAAGGCUCGCCACGGCCCUGCGUGAAGAGAGAGAGCUCACUGUUUUGAGGUAGACCGGACUACUUUUCUGUAAGGAAGUCACUGAGGCAGGCCAACAACAAAACAAAUCAAUAAUAAUGAAAAUAAUAUAUAAUAAUAGACGAUAUUGGUGACAUCUUCUUCAUUGAGCAGCAGGUUACAGGCCGGGUGUAUGAAUCCCUGCUGCUGUUUGGUACGAAGUCCUGCGGAGCGGAUGACUACCACUUCACACUUUGUUUAAUCCUCGUGUUAAAGUAGGCCCAUGUAAAAAAAAAAAAAUGAAAAAAAUGCACACGUCCAUUUUCUCCACCUGAACUUUUGACUGUUUUCUUUCUUUGUCAUUUUUCUUUUUGGACUAUAAUACAAGCGUUGAAUUUUAAAAUGAACUUCUCUGGACAGUACAUACUCUUGUCCAUAUUUACUGUGUACAAAUGAUGAAGGCACUUUUUGACUAGCCUAUAAGCGCAGCGAUUUAUUUAUUCUGUAAGCCUACGUAUUUUAAUUUCAAGCGAAAUGGCCAAGGAGGUAUUUGCUUUAUUGGCAAUAUUUGUCAGAGCGCUUGUUAUUUGUUUUAAAUGAAAAUGGAGGAUAUAUUAUAAGCACUGUUUUGUCGUUUGUGUUAGAUAUACGUAGACCAUUACUUCCAGCACUGUAUACUUGUAUAUUGUUAGGGAAAUUAGCAAGGGUCCAUCAGUGGGGGGGCUAAUCUCUAGGCUUUAAUACAACAAAUCAUUUGUACAAAAUAAAAGUUUAUGUGUUGGGCUUUUUUCAGCCUAAAUCCACCAAAA
Xyrichtys novacula (pearly razorfish) is the source of this 3545-nucleotide messenger RNA. The record is from the annotation of a GenBank genome assembly. Lineage: Eukaryota; Metazoa; Chordata; Actinopteri; Labriformes; Labridae.